Messenger RNA from Trichoderma asperellum CBS 433.97, 877 nucleotides. RefSeq lists its product as uncharacterized. Lineage: Eukaryota; Fungi; Ascomycota; Sordariomycetes; Hypocreales; Hypocreaceae. The record is from RefSeq and is a predicted model, not a curated record. Gene Ontology annotation, biological process: anaphase-promoting complex-dependent catabolic process. Gene Ontology annotation, cellular component: anaphase-promoting complex.
CGCAUAGUCAUAUUCCAAAAGAAUUCAGACCCUCUCUUCUCUACGAUAACUACCUUUGAAAAUUCAUACAUCAUAACAAGUGAAAUUUUCUCUCAUUUCAUUUACAGUUUAUUUCACACAGGAUAAACAAAAGGCAGGGGGUAGCAUAAAGGGAACAACAACGCCUCAGAGGUAAUACGAAAAGGAAGGGGGGCACUCAUCAAGCAAGGCUUACGACCAGCCAAGACGGAUUGAAAGGAAAGGCACCCUAAAGCUUUUCAAAUCAUUUUAGUGGCCGCUAGAUUAAAGAAAACCAAGAAGAAGAAGAAGAAGAAAGUUCUCAUUCGACUCAGACAGAAAGGGGGGAAACAAAACAAAGGACAGAAAGAAGAAGAAAAAGAAAAAAAGAAAAAACAUGCUCCGCCGUCCACCGACAACCCUCCAAAUCACAGCCGAAGACAUCGCCGCCUACGAGGACCGUCGCGCCAGCGAAGCUCUCCUCGCGGCUCAACAGGCUCGUGCUGCGGAGGUCGCUGCGAGGGCUACGGCUGCUGCUGCUGCUGCAGCAGCUUCUUCUUCUUCUGCUGGGGCAACGGGGUCGAACGCGGGUGGUGCUGGGGAGGCGGCAACGCAGCAGACGACGGCUGCUAUGGGGGGGCUUGGGUUGGGGGCGCAGGCGAUGGAGGGGGUGCAGGAUGAUGGGGAGGGGAGGACGAGGAGGACGAGGGAGGAGAGGAUUGGGGUUGGGAGGAGGGCGAGGUGAGGUGAGUUGGAUUUGUUUGUUUGUCGUGAUAUGCUGUGGGGGAACGAAACGUGGGUUUACAACAUUUUUAUAAGCUUUUAAUUUUGGUGAAAUGGAUAAUGAUAAAUAAGAAAGUCCGGUAUUAUUUUAAUGCUG